ACUUUGCUAUAAUACGUCCGAAUGACUGAAUUGACUUGUCAUUCCCGGCUAUAACUACAUUCUGUUUGGAAUUUUGUAGAUUAAUAUAAAUAAAAUAAGCACAACUAUAUACGAUGGAGACAAUUUUGGGAAUACGUGGAGAAGACUUUGCUAUUGUUGCAGCUGAAACAACUCAAGCUCGGUCCAUUGUUGUUAUGAAGGAAGAUGAAAAUAAAAUUCACAAGAUUAACAAUAGUCUUGUAUUUGCCACAAUGGGCGAAUCUGGCGAUACUGUUCAAUUCACGGAAUUUAUUUCCAAAAAUAUUGCUCUGUACAAAAUGCGAAACAACUACGAGCUUUCACCCAAGGAGGCAGCACACUUUACUCGAAAGAACCUUGCGGAUUACUUGCGUAGCAGAACACCAUACCAAGUUAAUAUGAUGAUAGCAGGCUAUGACGAACAAACACAAAAAUCAGCAUUAUACUUCAUCGACUAUUUAGCUAAUUCCGUUGAAGUAAAAUACAGUGGCCAAGGCUACGGAGCAAUGUUUUGUCAAAGUAUUUUUGACAGAGAAUAUAAAAAUGGCUUAAACCAAAAUGAGGCCUAUACGAUUCUUGAACACUGUGUUAAGGAAAUACAAAAGCGUCUUGUAAUAAAUCAGAAGAAUUUCAAAGUCGCUAUCGUAAAUAAAGAUGGUUUUAAAUGGAUGCCCGACAUUAACGCCAAAAAUAUCUGUAAUUAACUUAAAAACACUAAUUUGAAUAAAACAUAUAAGCAUUGUGGUUUUGAAAAAAAUA
This is a messenger RNA of Bactrocera dorsalis (oriental fruit fly), 777 nucleotides long. RefSeq names its product probable proteasome subunit beta type-2 (gene Prosbeta4). Lineage: Eukaryota; Metazoa; Arthropoda; Insecta; Diptera; Tephritidae. The transcript is spliced from 3 exons. The record is from RefSeq and is a predicted model, not a curated record. Gene Ontology annotation, biological process: proteasomal protein catabolic process. The coding region runs from base 114 to 722 and encodes 202 amino acids. Gene Ontology annotation, cellular component: proteasome core complex.